GGGAAAAGUACUGACAGUUGAAAAUGAACUUGAAGCAUGCUUACCCUGUGGGAGUAGCGAUCAUUUUCAUUUGGAUUGGAGUCAGUUCUUAUUCGGGGAACUGGGCGAGUUUCGACGUCAGAGGAGGCUGGUAUUUGUACAAUGAUUCCAGGCUGUUUUGGGAUGAUGCCAGAGCAAGCUGUCUGUCGAUUGGAGCCGAUCUCAUCAGUAUCCACUCCCAGGCUGAAAAUGACUUUGUAUACGAGAAUAUUACGAGAAAUUGGAUUGCAAUUGGGGCAACAGACGCUGCAGAAGAGGGUACGUUUCUCUGGACUGACGGGUCUCCGAUGGAUUAUACAGACUGGCAAAGUGGUGAACCCAACAAUGCUCACGGUGUGGAAGAUUGUGUUUUCAUGCAACCGUCUGACAAGGAAAAGGGAUGGAAUAGGGAACCUUCUGACAAGAGAAUGGGAUGGAAUGACGGUCCAUGUAGCUCUGACAUGACUGCUGCCUUCAUAUGCUAUCAAGAAUGUAACACUUGCAUUAUCUUCCUCAGUUCUUAUUCGGGGAACUGGGCGAGUUUCGACGUCAGAGGAGGCUGGUAUUUGUACAAUGAUUCCAGGCUGUUUUGGGAUGAUGCCAGAGCAAGUUGUCUGUCGAUUGGAGCCGAUCUCAUCAGUAUCCACUCCCAGGCUGAAAAUGACUUUGUAUACGAGAAUAUUACGAGAAAUUGGAUUGCAAUUGGGGCAACAGACGCUGCAGAAGAGGGUACGUUUCUCUGGACUGACGGGUCUCCGAUGGAUUAUACAAACUGGCAAAGAGGUGAACCCAACAAUAAUCACGGUGUGGAAGAUUGUGUUUUCAUGCAACCGUCUGACGAGGAAAAGGGAUGGAAUAGGGAACCUUCUGACAAGAGAAUGGGUUGGAAUGACGGUCUAUGUAGCUCUGACAUGACUGCUGCCUUUAUAUGCUAUCAAGAAGGUAACACUUGCAUUAUCUUCCGUAAGUACAUGUGCAACCAAUAAACAUCAUAAAUACCGAUCUGGUCACAUGGCUAUAGAUUUUAUUUCUUGAAGAUAUAUGCCAUAGCCGAUAUAUAGAGAACCCCAUUCAGUUAUCCUGAUUUUAAGUUAUCCGUCAGUUAAAUUUAUGUAUUGUUUAUACAUUUGUUACAAAUGUUAUAUUUGGGAUAACACUUUCUCAGUAAAGAUUCUCGGUACGAGAAUCUGUACUUUACUGAGAAGAUGUCAUCUCAAAUAUGUGUUACAUUUGACCACUUUCUAUAUGGCAUUGUGUGUUCUUGUUUAUAUAUUUCCAUUAGUACCUGACCGUUGAUGUCCUACGCACAGUAUUAAAACGUCAUACAUCGUUCCACAAAGCAUUUGUAGUGCUAAGGUGGUCGUCAGUCCCAUACUUUAAAACUGGCUUGGACUGUCUUAGCGCUACGAUCGCUUUUGUGGAACGGGGCCCUGUCGAUUAUGUCGAAUGUGUCCCUAAACUAGGAAUCUUUAGAAAAUAUCCACCAGCCCAGAUUAUGUUGGUAUUAUCAAUCAAGAUGAUCUCGACGUUAUUAGUCAAGAUUAUCUUGAUGUUUUCCAUUAGUCAAGAUAAUCUAGAAGUUAUCAUAUUGUUGAUAUCGUUUUCUACAUGCAUUAACUAGACGUUGACCACAGGGUUUGGUUCAUUUACAUCGGGCGCUUCCUGAUGACGUCACUUUAAUGAUAACGCCAUAGUGUGUACGUGUGUGGUAUAUCCACUGAUGACGCGUCAUGCUAUAUUAGGGGCGGUCGGGUAGUCUAGUGGUUAAAGCGUUCGUCACGCCGAAGACCCGGGUUCGAUUCCCGACAUGGGUACAAUGUGUGAAGCCCAUUUCUGGUGUGCCCCGCCGUGAUAUUGAUGGAAUAUUGCUAAAAGCGGCGUAAAACUAUACUCACUCACUCACUCAUGCUAUAUUACCGGUAGCAGCAUGGUUGAAACAGUCUCCGUGGACACAUGACAGCAGCUUGUAUGUGGACUGUAUGAUGCGUGAUGUGCGUGAAUGUUUCUUACUUUUCAUGAACUUUAGUAGCACUGUGUAUUUCAUCCCUGCGUUACAUCUUUGAGCACAAACCCUUUCUCGCAGCUUAUAUAACUCUAUAUCUAUUGAACACAACAACACAAGCUAACACCGAGGCUACGCACACAUUUUCACUUCCAUGACCUGGUAUGGGGUAAGUACCAUAAAACCUUGAUUUAGACCUAUCGUCAAUGCUGCUAUGUGAACGGGGAAGGUGGGGUAGCCUAGUGGUUAAAGCGUUUGCUCGUCACGCCACUAACGGGGUCGGGUGGUCAGGUUCGCUGACUUGGUUGAUGCAUGUUAUCGUAUCCCAG
Messenger RNA from Haliotis rufescens (red abalone), 2349 nucleotides. Its product is annotated as C-type mannose receptor 2-like. The transcript is spliced from 7 exons. The record is from RefSeq and is a predicted model, not a curated record. Gene Ontology annotation, molecular function: signaling receptor activity. Bases 24 to 1004 code for a protein of 326 amino acids. NCBI's taxonomy places the organism in Eukaryota, Metazoa, Mollusca, Gastropoda, Lepetellida, Haliotidae.